Molecule: messenger RNA, 2091 nt
Organism: Erythranthe guttata (spotted monkey flower)
Lineage: Eukaryota; Viridiplantae; Streptophyta; Magnoliopsida; Lamiales; Phrymaceae
Product: phosphoinositide phospholipase C 2
Biological process (GO): release of sequestered calcium ion into cytosol; lipid metabolic process; phosphatidylinositol-mediated signaling
Cellular component (GO): plasma membrane
Molecular function (GO): phosphatidylinositol-4,5-bisphosphate phospholipase C activity
Source: RefSeq, a predicted model, not a curated record
UCAUAUAAGCCCUUAGCUUGUCUCUUCCAAGACAAAAACAUGCCAAAAAACCACAACUUUUCUAACCACCACCACCAUCUCUACUAAGUAAGAAGCAAAAGAAGAAAAAAAAAGCAAAAGAAAAAACAGACAUGUCAAAGCAAUCAUACAGAGUAUGUUGUUGUUUCUCAAGGAAAUUCAAUCUGAAAGAGGCUGAAGUUCCAGCUGAUAUCAAAGCUUUAUUCGAAAAUUACUCGGAAAAUGGACUAAUGAAUAUCGAGCAUUUUCACAAGUUCUUGAUCGAGGUGCAGGGAGAUGAUAAACUCACCAGGGAGGAAGCUGAGACCGUGAUGAAGUCUUUCAAAAACCUCAACAUCUUGCAGCCUAAAAGCCUCUCCAUUAAAGAGUUUUUUCGGUACCUUCUGAGUGAGAUUAACGCUCCUCUCUCUCAUCCUCCUAAGGUGCACCAUGAUAUGGCAGCUCCUUUAUCCCAUUACUUCAUAUACACCGGUCAUAAUUCUUAUCUAACGGGGAAUCAGAUCAGUAGCGACUCAAGUGUGGUUCCCAUUAUCGAAGCUCUGAAAAGAGGUGUUCGAGUUAUUGAAUUAGAUAUGUGGCCCAAUUCCGAUAAAGACGAUAUCCAUAUAAUGCAUGGAGGAACUUUAACAAGUCCGGUGAAACUCAUCGAUUGUUUGAAAGCAAUAAGAGAGAACGCGUUUGUUGCAUCGGAAUAUCCGGUGAUUAUUACACUGGAAGACCACCUCACACCGGCACUUCAGGCAAAAGUAGCAGAGAUGGUGUCCGAAACAUUUGGAGAGACACUGAUUUGCUCCACAUCAGAAUCAUCACUGCAAGAAUUUCAAUGUCCAGAUUCACUGAAAAGACGAGUUAUUAUCUCGACAAAGGCUCCAAAAGAAUAUCUUGAUCAAACAAAGAGCUUGAACGAACAAGUAGAUGAUGGCGGCGUAAAAGUAGUGAAGAAAUCAUCUGAAGAACCUGUUUGGGGGAAAGAAAUCGCAGAUUUAGCUGUAAAGUUCGUUCACGAAGAUGAAGGAGAGUAUAAAGACGAUGAUGACGACUUAGAGCAAGAUGCAGCGCUUAAAUACAAGCAAUUGAUUGCAAUCCGUGCGGAGAAAAUGAAAGGAGGAAUUAAAGCAUGGCUUGGAGUUGAUCUGAAAAAGGCUCAUAGGGUUAGCUUGAACGAAGAAAAUCUCGAAAAAGCUGCUCCAACUCACGGAACUGAAAUCGUCAGAUUCAAUCAGAGGAACUUGAUGAGAGUGUAUCCGAAAGCUAUGAGGAUUGACUCGUCAAACUACAAUCCAUUUAAAGGGUGGAUACAUGGAGCUCAGAUGGUUGCAUUUAACAUGCAGAGCCAUGGAAGGUCUCUUUGGUUGAUGCAAGGGAUGUUUAGAGCAAAUGGUGGCUGCGGUUAUGUUAAAAAACCGGAUUUUCUAUUGAAGAAGGGCCCGAAUAAUGAAGUCUUUGAUCCUAAAGGGAGCUUACCCGUAAAAACGACCCUCAAGAUCAAGAUAUACAUGGGAGUAGGUUGGAAUCUGGAUUUUAAAAGUACUCAUUUCGAUGCGUAUUCCCCACCGGACUUCUAUGUCAAGAUAGGAAUUGCUGGAAUUCCGUCUGAUUCAGCUAUGAAAAAGACUGAGAUAAUAGCAGACAAUUGGAUGCCUGUUUGGAACGAAGAGUUUGAGUUCCCAAUGUCGGUUCCGGAGUUGGCAUUGCUUAGAGUAGAAGUGCAUGAAUUCGACGUUUCAGAAAAGGAUGAUUUUGGUGGCCAAACAUGCCUUCCUAUUUCUGAGUUGAAAUCCGGUAUUCGAGCUGUGCCACUCCACGAUUAUAAGGGAAACAAGUACAAAUCCGUCAAGUUACUUCUCCGAUUCUGCUUCACUUGAAUCCUAUGUUUCCUUUUGUCUUUUUUUCUUUUCUUCAUCAUGUGUGUGUGUGUGUGUUCUUGCAUACUUUUUUUGCAGGAAGUGAGCAAAGAUUAAUAAUAUGAUUCACCAUUUGAUUCAGAUUUCGGACAUUGUGUAUGUUUUGUAAUUAAAGCAUGAGGUCAAGAAUAUUGCAGUUGUGCGUAUUAAAUUCCUUCCACUUGAAUAU